UUCGCUGGAGCUCCACUUCCAUUAAUCAAUCAGCAAUAAUUUCCAGUGCUUUUCCUCCUUCAAACUGCCAAAUUACCGAAUCCAAAAUGUCUGAGGCAGUGAGUUUUCUCUCCUGAGACCGGAGAGCUACACAGAAAAAGGAGACAUCUUAGCUAUAAUUCUUGAGAUCCACUAGGACCGCCUAUUUGCGAGUCCUUUUGAGAGUGGUUGAGGGACAAGGAUCUCUGGGUUGCCCUCAAAAUGGCGCGAAUACCCUCAUCUCUACUUCCUCUGAUCCUCAUUUUCACUCUAUCGAUGCUCCACUUUGCACACUGUAAAACCCUUAAGCGUGAUGUUAAAGCUUUGAAUGAGAUCAAGGCGUCUCUUGGUUGGAGAGUUGUGUAUGCGUGGGUUGGAGAUGAUCCCUGUGGAGAUGGCGAUCUGCCUCCCUGGUCUGGGGUCACCUGUUCCACUGUCGGUGAUUAUCGAGUAGUUACGGAACUCGAGGUGUAUGCUGUGUCUAUUGUCGGACCUUUCCCUACUGCUGUAACCAGCUUGCUGGAUCUUACACGCCUGGAUUUUCAUAACAACAAGUUGACAGGACCUAUUCCUCCUCAAAUUGGACGACUGAAGCGGCUUAAAAUAUUAAAUUUGAGGUGGAACAAACUACAGGAUGCAAUUCCUCCAGAGAUUGGUGAGCUUAAGAGUCUGACACAUCUAUACUUGAGCUUUAAUAAUUUCAAGGGAGAAAUCCCCAGGGAACUAGCUAAUCUUCCUGAGCUUCGCUACCUUUAUCUUCAUGAAAAUCGUCUUAGUGGAAGAAUCCCUCCUGAAUUGGGCACCCUACAAAAUCUUCGGCACCUGGAUGUUGGGAACAAUCAUUUGGUGGGUACCAUAAGGGAACUUAUCCGCAUUGAAGGUUGCUUUCCAGCACUUCGGAAUCUAUACUUGAACAAUAACUAUUUCACUGGAGGAGUCCCUGCACAACUUGCUAACUUGACCAAUCUUGAAAUCCUGUUCCUAUCCCACAACAAAAUGUCAGGAGUUAUACCAUCAAGCCUUGCUCAUAUCCCCAAAUUGACUUACUUGUACUUGGAUCACAACCAGUUUUCUGGGAGAAUUCCUGAUGCCUUCUACAAGCAUCCAUUCUUGAAAGAAUUGUAUAUUGAAGGAAAUGCAUUCCGACCCAGUGUGAACCCCAUUGGUGUGCACAAAGUCCUUGAAGUUUCUGAUGCUGAAUUCCUUGUUUGAUGAACACGAUGCAUCAUAUUCUUUUGAUUUUCUUCCCUGGAAGGUUGCUUGUAUAAUUACUGAAACAAUUAAUCAUCUGAUAAUCUCAGUGAAAUAGUAAAAUAGGUUAUUCAAUUUUGGUCUGAUCUGUAUCUUCUUCAUUGCAUAUUUAUUUUUUAUGUGGGCAAACAUUUCAUGUCACUAAGAAGUUGAAUGUACAUGAGAUGGAUUCGAUGUUGAAGUUCAGAAUGUAUUCAAUAAUUUUAGACAAAAAUGGUAUAGAGGAAUGGAAUUGGAAA
Neltuma alba is the source of this 1508-nucleotide messenger RNA. RefSeq names its product probable leucine-rich repeat receptor-like protein kinase At1g35710. The coding region runs from base 241 to 1230 and encodes 329 amino acids. Gene Ontology annotation, molecular function: protein binding. Lineage: Eukaryota; Viridiplantae; Streptophyta; Magnoliopsida; Fabales; Fabaceae. The record is from RefSeq and is a predicted model, not a curated record. The transcript has 11 exons.